Molecule: messenger RNA, 2028 nt
Organism: Suillus subaureus
Lineage: Eukaryota; Fungi; Basidiomycota; Agaricomycetes; Boletales; Suillaceae
Exons: 7
Coding region: 1-2028 (675 amino acids)
Cellular component (GO): membrane
Molecular function (GO): hexosyltransferase activity
Source: RefSeq, a predicted model, not a curated record
AUGGCGGGCAUUGUGGAUUUCCCUGGUUCUUCCCAUUCAUUUCGAGCACCCAAUGAAGAGCACCGCGACAUUCUCGGAAUUGAUUAUAGGGAGAGUGAUUCGUCUAACACUCCCUUAUCCGAGCGCUGUUCCUUCACGGACACUGGAUACCCUGAUGUAAUGCCUGGAAGGUUGUCUUCGGAUUCUUCGUCGUCUACGACACCCACACCGUCUCGCGCUUCUUCCCCUCUGCCGUUUUCUUUCCAUUCUUCAUCUUCAUCAGAAACCGAGUCCAACUCACCUCUACUCGGCCUUGCAAGAUAUACAUCCUCGGGAGAGAGCCGUUGGAUCUGGCGUAACUUAGGUUCAAGUUCUCCAAGGAGGCGUAAACGAGAUGGAAGAAGGUGGAGAAUCUUCAAGGGUAUUUUGAGACGUAUUGUCAGACACCCGUUAUUCCCUCGUCAACCGCUAACUAUCAUACUUGCGCUCCUGGAAGCUUUACCUUGGAGGGCAUACUGCACCAUCCCGCCAACAACAUCCGUUCCUCCGCGCUACCGUAAUACAUUGCUAUACCCGUACAUCAACCCCCUUCCCAAAGUGAUGCCACCAUCGUUUCCACCGGAUGAUCUUGAUACACUGCCCCCCGCAGGACUGUUCUUAGCUGUCUUCUCGAUGGAUUCGUCACUGGAACGUAGAAUGUUGAUUAGAACAACAUGGGCAGCACAUCCCCGUAGUCGUAAUGGCGCAGGAGAAGGGGACGGCGGGAUGGGCACCUCGAGAACUGUGGUGCGUUUUGUUCUCGGACAGCCCCGCAAGGGAUGGGAAAGACGUAUUCAAUCAGAGAUGGAAAUGUACAACGAUAUGAUAAUCUUGCCCUGCUCAGAAAACAUGAAUUCCGGCAAAUCGCAUGCCUACUUCACGUGGGCAGCAUCGAAUGCUUGGGUCCCACCAGUUUACUUCAAUACCACAUACCCUGUGCCGGAAUUCUCUUACUCGAGUCAAUAUACCCCUGCUCCCCGCCUUGCCCCUCAUGAUCCCUACCUCGCUUGGAAGGACAGUGCCUCGGGUCAUCCACGGCCUUGGGUGCGGCCCGAUUAUGUGGCUAAAGUCGAUGACGAUGCUUUCGGCAGAGGCCAUACGGCAUGCCCUACACUUCGCCAAUUUCGACAUCCUUCAGAGCCGAGACAACCAAAGGUGGAACCGCAGACCGGUGCUCCUGCCGAUAUCCCUAUACCAUCGAUGGUUGAACGGGAGAUGCCGCGCGACGGAUCAGCGGAUGACCCAUUGGUUUACUGGGGCUAUCUUGUUAAAGAAAAGUUCAUGGCUGGCGAAUUGUAUGGCUUGAGCUGGAGUCUUGUCGAUUGGGUUUCUAAGGAUCCAAACGUCAAAGGUCUUACCAAGGGCGCAGAGGACAAGCAGACGGCCAAAUGGAUGGGACUACACCCACGUGCAGCGGAGAUCCGCUGGUCAAGCGACCAUUGCUGGAUAUAUGAUCAUCCUCGGUCAGGGACUGUAUACUCCCAUGGCUUCCUGUUUCCUUCCGAAGUCUCUCGUGUUAAGAAAUCUGUUUUGGCACUUCUUGACAAAAUGUCCCGUAAUUCAUCGACCGGGACGACUUUUGUAUCAAAUACAGCUGUUGGGGCUUCGACACUUUUAUCUUUAUCACACUCAAGUGUUUCGGCAUUUGGUACCCGGUACCAGCAGCCCUUACAAGAGAUGGAUUUGGCUCAUAGUGUUGAGGCACUAGUUGAAGGCAGCCAUAUGUCCGAGCUGCAGGAAGGGAAGUCUACAGAGAGAGCAUGGCGCACCCGCGAGGGACGCAUCACGCAAUACGAGAACAAGCGUGUUGGUGGAACUGUCGUAGUGCACUUCAUCAAAAAGCACAUGUGGUUCUUAGAGACUGCACUCGCUUUCUUGGAAGGCGAUAAUUACUCUCAAGUUGAACUCGAGAGUCUCAAUGCGGACGAGAGCAGGCUCAACGUAGGCUUGGCGUCAGUAUGGACAGACAGUUCAGUUUUCAAGCCGACGAAUGCAAGUGCUGCAUUGUAA